AUGGAAGAGUCCCACGAUGGGCAGUGUAGAGUCGUCUACUACUGCCCGGGUCUUGACCCGCCUCUGUCAGAGCUUUACAAUGCCACAGCGCCUCCGAUAGCGUCGUCUGGCGAUGAACUUCCUCGGCCGCCUUCAGAACACGUCUACAGCAACGUGCGCCGCCUGUUGGACCACGAUCAGGGCAGUUUUGCUCAAGGUGAGACAGGCCGACUGUCUCGGAGCUCCACAGCCGUCCUUGUCGAGUCCAAAAUUGCUGUCGCGGAUGCUCUAUCAACAGAUGUAUGGACAUUUCUUCGCACGCUGGUAACAGACUGUCAAUCAGGUCGCUAUCAAAGGCACGUGAUGCCAUUUGUACUUGUUGCCUCGGAUUCCUCUUCAGAUUCGGGAGAAGUGCAGGAGUCGAGCUAUUCCGAAGCUGGUGCGCUUGAUACGAUACGCAGUCCACUCGAUUCUCACUCUAUCGAUCGGCUGAUAGGUCGCGUGAAGGACUUCACUCGCCCAUCAGCAAGAAAUCUUGGCUCAAGCAUGGCAAGCACAUUAGUCGCUCACAUUGCGAACAUCACCACGCCAAAGCUAGCAUCUCAUCGUCCUGAUGAGAUUCUGUCAGCACCACGAAAGGCUGCAAUUGAGGCAGCAGUCGCCCAAUGGCAUUUUCCCGCACAUGAAUUUGAUAUGGAUGAGCUAACAUACGCCGCGCUGGCCAUGCUCGAACACAUCCUGCGUGCACCAGCAAGAGAGUACAGGCACGAAAGGGAGGUGCAUUAUCAUAACUGGCGUCAUGCGGUCGAUGUCACUCAAUCGCUUUACGUUUUUCUCUGCGAUGUGCGGCUCUGCCCGCCGUCUGCUUCGACACCCGUCAAGGCGACUCAGGAGCCUAACGCUGUGGAACGACUUCUCUCACCCGUUGAAGCUCUCGUCCUCCUGGUCUCAGCGAUUGGUCACGAUGUAGGCCAUCCGGGUGUCAAUAAUGCGUUUCUCGUGGCCAGCGAUCACUCCUUGGCCCGACUGUAUAACGACAAAUCUGUUCUUGAAAAUUACCACUGUGCUGCGUAUUCGCAACUCCUCAGGAGACAUUGGCCGGUGGUGAGCAGCAUCGCAAAUUUCAGAUCGACAAUGAUAUCCACCAUACUGGCUACCGAUAUGCAGCGACACUUUGAGUACAUGGGAUAUUUGAGCGAUCUCAAGGCGAAAGUCGAGAAGAGUGAGCCGGAACUGGCAGACUGGAGUGAAAAGGACAAGUCACAAACCCGCGAGCUCAUAAUGGCCCUUUUGCUGAAGGCUGCUGAUAUAUCCAACGUGGCACGACCGUUCGACAUAUCCGCCGAAUGGGCGAAGACGCUCAUGAACGAGUUCGCACGGCAAGGGGAGCUUGAAGCUGAGCUGCAGAUCCCGACAUGCCUUUUCGGUGGCCCUCCUGACAAGUCAGACCGGCUUGCCGCGGCACAGAGUCAGAAGGGCUUCAUGAAUCUCUUCGGGUUUCCGCUAUUUCGUGGUAUCUCGGAAAUGAUGCCCAAUGUCUCCUGCACGCUUCCCGAGCUUGAGAACAAUAAAGAUGUAUGGGAACAGAAGAUUGUUGACGAAAAGGCGCGCCGUGAUCACGAAGGACUUUCACCAACAGCAGGCGGGUCUAGUAGACGGUCGAGUAAAGACGUUGCAUUGACGCAGCUGCAGGAAUUAAGCCACUACGCUCAACAGAAUCUGGCUCCUGCUGGGUCGAGACGAAGUUCGGCAGAUGCAGGUUGGCAGAUCCACCAGAACUACCCUGGAUCCCGACGCGGUAGCAAAGAGGAGAGCCUCACGACAAUUUUGGUUACUAGCCAAGGCAGUCCGGCUAAUCGAAGCUCUCCAUCUUCGUCGCAGACGAAACUCACGAAGCCAGGAUCACCGAGCAAGAGCAUUAGUAUUGCGAAGCGACACAGCUUACGCCGGGCUACAGCACGGCCCGUUCUCGUUGGCGCCAGCUGCGAGAUCAGAUCCGUUCAUCGCCACAGGUAG
Pseudocercospora fijiensis CIRAD86 is the source of this 1995-nucleotide messenger RNA. RefSeq lists its product as uncharacterized. The coding region runs from base 1 to 1995 and encodes 664 amino acids. The record is from RefSeq and is a predicted model, not a curated record. Lineage: Eukaryota; Fungi; Ascomycota; Dothideomycetes; Mycosphaerellales; Mycosphaerellaceae. Gene Ontology annotation, molecular function: 3',5'-cyclic-nucleotide phosphodiesterase activity. The transcript is spliced from 5 exons. Gene Ontology annotation, biological process: signal transduction.